UGCGCUCCCAACACAUGUUGUUCUCCAUUGACAAUAACUGUUGCACAUAUAUCCGAAGCCGGCCAUAACUUUCCGAUACAGCUCAGACCACGGGUGCUCCCGAAACUGAAUUGUCCAAAACUUCAGAAUCCUUGUUGGUCGAUCAUUCAGAAUGUCAGCCUUCCAGAGAUGGACGGUCUCCGAGCCGUACGUCGACAUAGCAGGCACUUUAUUGGAGGGUCCGUUCCAUGAUGAGACCAGGAAUGAGUUUCGCUUUGUCGACAUCUGGGAACAGAAAUUAUACACUUUGAACCUUGCCGAAGGGCCAGACUCCUUGCGGAUUUUGGACACGUCUGCUUCCAUUGGGGUGACUGCCAACAUCGCCAAUGCCGGAGAUUCCCAUAAGGACCAGAUCGUCGCGGCCGCCAAACAUGGAUUCGCCCUGAUCAAUCGCGACACCGGCGAGCUGUCGUAUAUCCGCAGAGCAUGGGACGACCCAGACAGGGACCACAGGAUGCGUUUCAACGACGGAGCAGUCGACAGCCACGGGCGAUUCUGGGCCGGGGCCAUGAAUGACCCCAAGAUCCAGAAGCCUACCAACGAAGGGGUACUGUUCCGGCUAGAUCCUGACUUGAAACUCCAUCGGAUGGUUGAACAGCUGACGAUCCCCAACGGGAUUGGCUGGAACCCUGCGGAUGACACCAUGUACCUGACCGACUCCCCUACUGGUAAGAUUUUUGCCUUCGACUUCGAUGCGAAGACCGGAGCAAUCAGCAACCGCAGGGUUCACUUUGAUAUUGGGGAGCCCAAGGAGCCCGAUGGAUUUGCCAUCGAUGAGGAAGGCUGCCUCUGGAGUGCCAUAUAUGGCGGCGGGAAGAUCAUACGCAUCUCGCCGGAGGGAAAAGUGAUUGGCGAAGUGAUCCUGCCUACACGAAACAUUACUUGUCCAACAUUUGUCGGGACCGAGCUCUUUAUCACAACUGCCAAGGACGAUGUGAACGAUGAGCAGCUUCCCAACUCUAUCCGGUAUGGGGGACGGCUUUAUCGCGUGGAUGUCGGUAUCAGAGGAAAGCCUAAGAAUCAGUUCCGCUUCCAGGACUGAUCUCAUGGUGAUAACCUAGCAUUCAAAGAGUUGUAGAAAGAAGUAUACUUUGAC
Messenger RNA from Aspergillus aculeatinus CBS 121060, 1135 nucleotides. Its product is annotated as SMP-30/gluconolactonase/LRE family protein. Lineage: Eukaryota; Fungi; Ascomycota; Eurotiomycetes; Eurotiales; Aspergillaceae. Gene Ontology annotation, biological process: L-ascorbic acid biosynthetic process. The transcript has 4 exons. Bases 152 to 1081 code for a protein of 309 amino acids. The record is from RefSeq and is a predicted model, not a curated record. Gene Ontology annotation, molecular function: calcium ion binding; gluconolactonase activity.